Echinops telfairi (small Madagascar hedgehog) is the source of this 3148-nucleotide messenger RNA. Its product is annotated as inverted formin-2-like. Gene Ontology annotation, biological process: cellular component organization. Bases 1 to 2469 code for a protein of 822 amino acids. The transcript has 18 exons. Lineage: Eukaryota; Metazoa; Chordata; Mammalia; Afrosoricida; Tenrecidae. Gene Ontology annotation, molecular function: actin binding. The record is from RefSeq and is a predicted model, not a curated record.
AUGGAGGACGCUGACCUGCUCAUCCAGCUAGAGACCUUCGAGGAGGCCAAGGCAGAGGACGAGGAGGAGCUGCUGCGUGUGUGGGGGGGCGUGGACAUGAGCAGCCACCAGGAGGUCUUCGCCUCUCUGUUCCACAAGGUGAGUUGCUCACCGGCAUCUGCCCAGCUGCUGUCGGUGCUGCAGGGCCUCCUGUACUUGGAGCCCGGCCGCCAGGCCAGCCAGUUGCUCUGGGAAGCGUUGGAGAACCUGGUCAACCGCGCAGUCCUGCUGGCUAACGAUGCCCAGGAGUGUACCCUAGAGGAGGUGGUGGAGCGGCUCCUGUCCACCAAGACCCGGUCCCAGCCUCGCUCCCUGGACCAAGCCCACAAGGGCGUCCAGGCCGACCUGGGCACUUCUGGGGUGCCAGCCCCAUCAUCAGUGGAUGGCAUCGAGGAGAUCAUUGUGGCCCAGGUGGACCACAGCCUGGGCUCAGUCUGGGUGCCCAGCCACCGGCAAGUGAACCCUCCCUCACUGCGGAUGAAGAAGCUCAACUGGCAGAAGCUGCCAUCCAACGUGGUGCGGGAGCGCCACUGCAUGUGGGCAUCACUGGGCAGCCUGGGCGCAGAGGCCGUGCAGCCUGACUUCUCCAGCAUUGAGCAGCUCUUCUCCUUCCCCGUGGCGACCAAGCCAAAGGAGACGGCGGUUGCCUCCGCCAGGAAGGAGCCCAAGGAGAUCACAUUUCUCGAUGCCAAGAAAAGCCUGAACCUGAACAUCUUCCUGAAACAGUUCAAGUGCUCCAACCAGGAGAUCGUGGCCAUGAUCCGUGCUGGGAACACCACCAAGUUUGAUGUGGAGGUCCUGAAACAGCUGCUCAAACUCCUCCCUGAGAAGCAUGAAGUUGAAAACCUGCAGUCAUUCAAGGGGAACCAGGACAAGUUGGCCAGCGCUGACCAGUUCUACCUGCUCCUGCUGGGCCUUCCUUGCUACCCGCUGCGGCUGGAGUGCAUGCUGCUGUGUGAGGAGACGGCCAGCGUGCUGGACAUGGUGCAGCCCAAGGCACAGUUGGUGCUAGCCGCCUGUGAGGGCCUGCUCAACAGCCACCGGCUGCCCAUCUUCUGUGAGCUGAUCCUCAAGAUCGGAAACUUUCUCAACUACGGCAGCCACACCGGUGACGCCGAUGGCUUCAAGAUCAGCACGCUGCUGAAACUCACGGAGACCAAGGCGCACCAGAGCCGUGUGACACUGCUGCACCACGUGCUCGAGGUGGUGGAGCAGAGCCACCCCGACCUCCUGCAGCUGCCACAGGACCUGGAGAAGACCUCCCAGGCCGCGGGGAUCCACCUUGAGGUCAUCCGCGCCGAGGCCAGCACCAACCUGAAGAAGCUUCUGGAGACAGAGCGGAAGGUGUCCACCUCCAUCACGGAGGUGCAGGAGCAGUUCGCUGAGCGCCUGCAGGCCAGUAUUGCGGCCUCGCGGGAGCUGGGCGAGGUGUUCGAGGCCAUCGAGCAGAAGAAGCUGGAGCUGGCCGACUACCUGUGCGAGGACGCCCAGCAGCUGUCCCUGGAGGACAUGCUCAACACCAUGAAGACUUUCCGGGACCUUUUCAUCCGAGCCCUUAAGGAGAACAAGGACAGGAAGGAGCAGGCAGCUAAGGCGGAGCGUCGGAGGAAGCAGCUGGCAGAGGAGGAGGCUCAGCGGCCACGGGGAGAGGAUGGGAAGCCUGUCAGGAGCAGCAGCGCCAGACAGGAGGAGGUCUGCGUCAUUGACGCCCUGCUGGCCGACAUCAGAAAAGGCUUCCGGCUGCGGAAGACGGCCCGGGGCCGGGCAGACGUGGAGGCCGGGGGCAGGCUUGCAGCAGCCCCCCCAAGGGACCAGGAGCCUGUGGCCCCCAGUGAGCCCCCGAGAGGCCCUGGCUGCCCAGCCCCCAAGGCAGGCCUCCCCUCUGAAGCCUCCUCAGAGCCUCGGGGAUGGGACCUCUCGGAUGCCCAGUGCGCCCCGGAGGGCCAAUCCGAGAGGCGCUCUUCCUGGUACGCGGAUGCCAGUGAGUCCCUGAGCACCGGAGACCCUCAGGGUCCCCAGCCUUCUGCAGGGCCCUGGCCAGUGGAGCUCGGGGACUCUCAGGCCCUGAAGCCCCUCAAGUUCUCGUGGAACCAAGCUCCCAGCCAGCCAGCCUCAGACCAAGGAACCUGGGACCUCACUGCCCCUCUGGGUGCCUGCCAGGCCGAGGCUGACAGCACCAGCCAGCAGCACGGGGACGCCAGCGGCCCCAGCACUGGUCUCCCGGAUGGGGGUGGGGACGAGGAGGACACAGCCCCAGAGUCGGCGCUGGACACGUCGCUGGACAAGUCCUUCUCCGAGGAUGCAGUGACCGACUCCUCGGGGUCCGGCAGCCUGCCCAGGACCCGAGCUCGGAGCUCCAAGGGCAGGCGGAGGUUAAAGCGACCCUCAAGGACACAGGACGGCCCCAGGCUCAAGCCCAAAGCCAAGUGAGCGGCCAGAGGGCUGCCUGGCUUCGCCUCAGAUGGACGUGCUGCUGGGACCAGCACCAGUGCCUUACCCAGCAGCGCCAGUGGGACCCCCGGAUCAUCAAAGUGCAGCGGGGGACCCCGGCAGACACCCCCCAGCCCAGCUUCCCCUGCAUGCAUGUGACCCCGUGCUGCAGGGGUCAGGCACCCUCCAGCCUCUCUCCCCGAUCCUGCCAUAGCCAUGCUUCCCUGCACCCCCGGGACACCCCUGCUUCUGAGACUGAGACACGGUCCUCGCUGCCCACCGCCCCAGGACCCUGGGAACCCGAGAGAGCCCCCACCCAGCUCACCUCCCAGCUUAGCUGGGCACAAGCAAUCUGGAGCCCCACUGCCCAGGUGGCUGAGGGACUAGGUGGGUUGCAGAAGGGGGGAAUCCCAUCCUUAUGUAUCUAGGAGGUAAGGGUACACAGCCAGAACUGGCCUCACCAGCAGAAAGCUCCCUGCAGCUGCUGCCCCCAACACUAGAGGGGGUUGGAUCCCAGGGCCUGGCCUGGUGGUAACCCAGGAACAAGAAGGAACCAGCCAGAGAGCCCUCACUGCCCAAGGAGUGUGUGCCCUACCCCUGUCCCCUGAGUGUUCGGCCCCAGCACCACCUGGAUGGGGUGCCAGCAGCCACCUUCCGCAAUAAAGAGCAUGCCUCCCCA